This is a messenger RNA of Eimeria mitis, 2814 nucleotides long. RefSeq lists its product as uncharacterized. Lineage: Eukaryota; Apicomplexa; Conoidasida; Eucoccidiorida; Eimeriidae. The transcript has 7 exons. The coding region runs from base 1 to 2814 and encodes 937 amino acids. The record is from RefSeq and is a predicted model, not a curated record.
AUGCAACUUCUGAAAUGGAAAGCUUUACUCUUCGCUGUGGAGAGGUGGACAGAGUCAUUUUCUUUGCGUCGCAGCAGCAGCAGCAGCAGCACAGCAGCCAGCCGCAGCAGCACCUGCUGCUUCAGCGCCUUCUGCAGCAGCAGGUGCAGCAGCAACUGCAGCACCAACUGCAGCAGCAACUGCAGCAGCGGCGGCACCAACAGCCGCUCGUUCUCCGCCUAUACUCCAGAGGCAGCUGCUGUUGUAGACGGAGCUGCAGCAUUGCUGCAGCUGCUGCCUGCUGCUGUAAAGCAUGGCCCCCCGCAGCAGCAGCGGUGGAGUUUCGGGUGCAUGCAGCAGCAACAGCAGCAGCAGCAGCACCAGCAACGCGGGCUCUUCCAGGUGGCUCCAGCAGCAAUUGUGUCGCUGCUGCAGCAGCUGCUUGAUGCUGUUCCUGCUGCAGCUCAAAGCAGCAGAUUCGUGGGGACUUUAUUGCAGGUGCUCUUGUUGAUCUUCGCAAAGGAAAGGAAGCAGCAGCAGCAACAGCAGCAGCAGCAGCAGCAGCAGCAAGAGCAGCACGACAGACAAGCAGAACAGGAUAGACGUCUGCAGCAGCAGGAGCAAUACGGAACGCUGCUGAGUUCUGUGCUGCAGCAGCUGCUGCAGCAGCUGCUGCACUCGUGGGCGCUGGAGGGAGCAGCAGGCCCGGCGCUCUGCCUCUUCGGUGCCCUCUUACUCACCGACGUCAACCCCCAGCAGCAGCAGCAGCAGCAGCAGCAGCAGCAGGCGCAGCAGCAGCAGCAGCACCAGGUAGAGGUGGAGAACUAUACUUGUCAGCAGCAGGUCCGGCUUCUUUCGCUUGAGCUGCUGCUGCUGGUUGCAGAAGCAGCAGCAGCAGCAGCAAAGCGACGCUCCAUGCAGCCGAGGGAAGGCGCAGCUGCUGCUGCUCCUGCAGCAGCUAGUGGGUGGCGGCAGCUGCAGCCAAAUGUAGCGCUGCAGCUGCAGCGGCUGCAGCAGCAGCAGCAGCAGCAGAAUAUGCUACACCCCAAACCUCCGACUCAACAGCAGCAGGCAUUGAACACUGUUGCUGCUGCAGCACGUACGACGCAGCAGCAACUGCUGCGGCGGUGCUGGCAGCUGCUGCUGAGGGAAUCCUUCAGCAGCACUGGCAGCUGCUUCGCAGCAGCUGCUGCUGCUGCUGCACCUUUGCUGCUGCAGCCGAAGCAUCCCCAGGAGUUUCACUCGGCUGCUGCUGUUAUCAAUGCCACGCAGCAGCUGCAGCACCUGCAUCUGCUGCUGCAGCAGCAAAAGCUGGAUAGACCCGUGCAUAUGCUUGGCAGCAGCGGCGACAGCAGCAAUGUGUCUGCUGCUGCUGCUGCUUCUGCUGCUUCUGCGGCAAGGCAGCAGCAGCAGUUGGCGGAGAGGCGCGACGCAGCGCAGCAGCAGCACGCAGCAGCAGCAGCAGCAGAUGGUGCUGCUGCUGACAGCAGCCUUUCUGGGGAUGCAAACGAAGAGGCCUGCCGUCCCCGCGCAGCAGCAACAACUGCUGCAGCAGCAGCAGCUGGCAGCAACAGCAGCAGCAACAGCAGCAGCAACAGCAGCAGCAACAGCAGCAGCAACAGCAGCAGCAGCUCUAGAGGGAUUGAAAGCGACUAUGGAGAGCUGCAGCGGCGUUGCUUGGCAGCUGCAGCGGCUGCUGCUGCUGCCAUGAGGGACGGAACGUUUUUGCUGCUGCAGCAGCAGCAGCAGCAGCUGCAGCAGGUCGUCACGCUUGGCUUGCCCUGGUCUGUAGCGUGGCUGUGGGCGGAGGUUGUUGCUGCUGCUCUUGCUGCAGUCCGUGCUGCAGCACCGAAGCAGCUUUUGCAGGUGUCUUCCUGCUGCGCAGCAGGAGACGCAGCAGCAGCAACAGCAGCAGCAGCAACAGCAGCGAAUGGCUGGCGGUGGCUGAGAGCUUGUUGGUUGUCUGGGGCGCAGCAAGUGCUGCAGCAGCAGCAGCACUUGUGCGCCGAGGGAGAGUGUUUGCUGCUGCUGCUGCAGCAGCAAGUACCCGCAGCAGCAAUGAUAUAUACAUUUUCUAAUGCAGCACUGGAUAGCCCCACAGGCCCCUCUCCUGAUCUGCUGCUGCGUACACAGAGCCAGACGCGGCCUGCUGCUGCUGCAGCAUACGGCCCGCUUCUCUGCAUGCAGCAGCGGCGAGAGGAGCUGCUGCAGCGCAUGGCGCAGCAGCUGGAUCUGCCUGGGCUGCUGCUACACAGGCAGCAGCUGCUGCUGCAGCAGCAGCACAAGCUGCUGCAGCAGGGUCACUUUGCCGCUGGAGGGAAAAGAGAAUCCCUUGCUGCUCAGUUGCUGCUGCUGCUGCAGCAGCAGCAACUGCUGCAGCAGCAGCACAGCAGCACCAGACGCUCCUAUGUAUCCCUCCGCAGCAGCUUGGAAACACUGGCCACCCAGAUGUGGGGCCGGUCUCCUGCAGCAGCAGCAGCAACAGCAGCAGCAGCAGCAGCAGAAGACUCAGGUGCAGCAGCUGAGGAUGCGGAUUUGUAUGAUGUUUUAGAUUCCCCUACAGAGUUUUGCGGUGCUGAGGUGUAUCCGCAGCUCGGGGUCGAGCAGCUGCAGCGCAGCAGCAUGACAUCAGAGCAGCAGCAGAAGCUGCAGCAGCAGCAGCUGCUGCUGCUGCUGCAUCCUUUCCUUCUGUCAGCAGCAGCAGAAACAGCAGCAGCAGCAGCAGCAGCAACAGAACUAGCAUCAGAAACAGCAGCAGCAACGCGUGCUUCUGCUUCCCUAAACAACGACUGGCGAUGCUCGCCGACUCUAUGGCUUUUGUUGCAGAUAUAUUAG